UACGGAAAGUCCACACAUUCUCACGGUUUGUCGUUCGCGUUGACCCCGAAGAGAGAGAAAACACACACACACACACACACACACACAUACACAAACAACAACAACAACAACAACCCGGGGGGGACGGCACGCAGUCACACCGGCUCAUGACACCCACAUAGACACACAGAGUAAGUCUCGAGGAGCGGAGGCAGCCCGUUCAAGCGUCACGUGACCGACGUCGAAGGCUUCAGUUCUGGGAUGCUAACAUGCUAACCUAGCCGGCGCCGUCUACUUCCUGGAAUGCCUAUGGGGGCUGCCAUUGGUUGAUGUAGCUAGCUAGCACUUAGCUACCUGUUAGCUACAUGUUAGCUACCUUUGCUACAUAAGAUGUGUUUUCUUUAUACAUGCUCAGCCUGGAUAUAAUAAUGGAUAAACCACCGUUCAGGCAGAACCAGAACCAGAGCUGCGGAGACUGGGAGCUGAAGGAGAGACUGGGAAUGGGCGGAUUUGGCUAUGUUUACCUGUACCAGCAUCACGAAACAAACGAAAAGCUAGCUGUGAAAAUGUGCCGUCUGGAGCUCACACCAAGGAAUAAGGACAGAUGGAGCAGAGAAAUCCAGAUCAUGAAAAAGUUGAAUCACAUCAAUGUCGUGUCAGCCCGAGACGUCCCGGAGGAAAUGAGGCACAUCGCCUUAAAUGAUCUGCCGCUGUUGUCCAUGGAGUACUGCUCCAGGGGAGACCUGAGGAAGAUGCUCAGCAAACCUGAUAACUGCUGCGGAUUGAAAGAGAGUGAAGUUCUUUCAUUACUCAAUGAUGUCGGAUCUGGUAUCCAGUAUCUCCACGAAAACAAGAUCAUACACAGAGACCUUAAACCUGAAAACAUAGUGCUGCAAGAUAUCAACGGGAAGCUGGUUCACAAAAUCAUUGAUUUGGGCUACGCUAAAGACCUGGACCAGGGCAGUCUGUGUACCUCUUUCGUUGGUACGCUUCAGUACCUGGCACCUGAGCUAUUUGAGAAUGAGCCCUACACUGUUACUGUGGACUACUGGAGCUUUGGCACGAUGAUAUUUGAAUGCAUUUGUGGUUUCCGUCCGUUCCUGCACAAUCUUCAGCCGGUUCAGUGGGCCAGCAAAGUGAGGAAUAAAGGUCAAAGAGACAUCAUGGCUGUCGAGGAACAGAACGGAGAUGUGAAGUUCUCCACAAAACUCCCCUACCCCAACAGUCUCAGCAGGACAAUGUUGGAGCCAAUGGAAGGUCUUCUUCAGCUGAUGUUAAAGUGGGAUCCUGUCCAAAGAGGAGGCAUAGUCGACAGCGACACCAGGAAACCCAUGUGCUUUGAUAAACUGGAGGAUAUACUGAGUAUGAAGAUCGUCCACAUCCUGAACAUGACCACAGCUCAGGUCCACUCCUUCCAGCUGACUCCGGAGGAAAGCCUCCACAGUCUGCAGAAGCGCAUCGAGGCCGAGACCAAGAUCGAGGUGGUGAACCAGGAGCUGCUGCAGGAGACGGGAGUGUCUCUGGACCCCAGGAAGCCCGCUGCACAGUGUGUCCUGGAUGGAGUGAGAGGCUGGGACAGCUACAUCGUCUACCUGUUUGACAAGAGCAUCACCAAGUACUCCGGGCCACUCAGUGCCAGACAACUGCCUGAUAAAGUCAACACUAUAGUGCAAGAGGCGAAGACGCAGCUGCCCCUGGUGGCGCUGAAGAAGGUUUGGGGUGAAGCGGUGAGCUACAUCUGUGGGCUGAAGGACGACUACAGCCGGCUUUUCCAAGGACAGAGGGCUGCUAUGUUGAGUCUCCUGCGCUACAACACCAACCUGACCCGUUGUAAGAACAGCAUGUUUGGCUUCUCUCAGCAGCUGAAGGCCAAACUGGACUUCUUCAAGAGCAGCAUCCAGUACGACCUGGAGAAAUACAGCGACCAGAUGCACUACGGCAUAUCCUCUGAAAAGAUGCUGAAAGCCUGGCAGGAGAACGAGGAACGAGCUGCUGCUUUUGCACAGGUGGCAGAGGUGAGCCAUCUGGAUGAUGAGAUCAUGGCUCUGCACUCGGAGAUAGUUGAACUUCAGAGGAGCCCGUACGCUCGACGCCAAGGAGACAAGAUGGAGCAGCUAGAAGAAAAGGCGAUCGAGCUCUACAAGCAAAUGAAGAUGAAAUGCAAAAUACCCGAGCCAGAUGUGAGCAGCGACAGCUCUGAGAUGGUGAAGGCCAUCAUUCAGACCGUCCAGAACCAGGACAAGGUCCUCAAAGACCUGUACACCCACCUCAGUAAGAUCCUGAUCAGCAAACAGAAGAUCAUCGACUUGUUUCCGCGGAUCGAGAAAACCCUGGAGAGCAUCAAAGACGCCGACAACACCGUGAUGCAGAUGCAGAUCAAGAGACAAAGAGAGUUCUGGCAUUUACUGAAGAUCGCCUGCGCUCAAAACCUGACACGAAACUCGAUAGCAACGAGUCCUGAGUCGUCCAACCUGCUGCAGGUUUCUCAGUGGUCCCAGUCGGCCCAACCAGUCAGCUCCCCACAUCCCCUCACCUCCCUACCCGGGCCCAAUGACAGUGACGCAGCGCCACGUCUGCUACAGGAGAACGAGAAAUACCUCAGUCAGCUGACCAGCCUGAUGCAGGAAGCUACUGAUGAGCAGGCCAAGAGCAUAGUGGACCAGGACUGGAGCUGGAUCAAAUACGAGACCUUAACAACAAAGUUAAAAAAGAGGAAUGCGUAAGCGUAAGCGUUUCGGUCGUGUCCUUCCUUCCCCGCCUCGCUCCGAGUAACACUAAAGACUGUGAGCCGCCAACACGAGCAGAGCGGCGUUAAAAACUCUGUACAGUCAAACACGGACUCUGGAUAUUCUCUUAAAAAAAAAAACGACUCUCCAGACGGAGUUCACGGCGUUUCGCUCAGCUUCGUCCAUCCGUCCACUCCUGUCGUCUUUGAUGGAUCUUCUUGUUUUUACAUGAGGAAAACAAUGAAGCUGUGUCACUCUACUUACAUUUUUUUCUUCCUGUUGCUGCACAAUAUACACCAUAAUAAUUCAAAACAUCUGAUGAUUAUCAUUAUUAUUACUGUAAUUGCAAAAAAAGAAAAGGGCAAACUGUAGCAUCAGAUCUGAGGAAGAGGGACAGAAACAUGUGAACGAGUUCAACCGUGAGACAUAUGAGGAAAACACAGGAAGUGGUGGGGGGUGAGGGGAGGGGUCGAGGAGGAAAUUACAAUCAAGCAAACAGCACUUUGAUACUCCCAUGUGUCCUCUCUGUGAAGACGGGAGACAUUUUCCAGGCUGCAAAAAAAAAAAACGGUUGCAGAAUAUCCAGAUUUACAAAUGCAGUUGAUAUGUUAUUAUCAGUCAUAAUCAGUUUGAUAUAUUUCACUUUACACAGUCUGGGGGUUUAGAUUCUAUGUAAAUGUUUAGUUUUUUUAUUAAAGUGUUCUGUAUCAUAGGCAGAAGUCUUUUGUCAUAGUGACAGUCGUGGCUGGCCAUCAUGUUUAUAUAAUGUCUACAGUGUACAUCUCAUUUUUUUUUUUUUUUUAUUGUCUAUCGGAUACAAAGGGGUUCUGUUGUCUCAUUUAUAUUCACACAUUAUUUCACUGGAUGCUUCAUGCUGCGUUCAUGUCAUAAAAGUGUUGAAACUGCAAAGGAUGGAGAGUUUUCAUCCACUGCUGUGACGUGAAUAUUAGGAGAUAUAUAGUGAAACUGCUUGUUUAAUAGUUCCCAUAUAUUUAUAUAACUUUACUAAUCGAAACAACAGUCUGAAACCCAAAGAUGAACAAAUUAAAAUCAUAUAAAACAGGGAGGAAGUCACAUUUGAGCUCUUUUUUUUUUUUUGGGUUGAAAAAUCUCAGAAACAAUCAACAGUUAAAACAGUCGCUGUAUAUUCAAUCAAUCGAUUAAUCAACUGAUCAUUUCAGCUCUGGUCGUAAAAACUUUUUUCCCCCUUCUUUUUAAAAAAAAUAAUUUAUUGAUCUUUGACAUGAACGUGUCAUCAGAGCACAGUCUGCGUCUUCAGUUGAUCCACAGUGAAAUCAAUGAGAGUGAUUGGAAACCAGCGUCGUAAACGGUUGAAUGUACUGCAGGUUCAGGUCGGAACUUUGGACCCUCGGAGUUUGUAUUUAUGAAGUUGAAGUGCAAUGGAAAAAGUUGUUGUUUUUGUUUUGUUUUGUAUUUAAGUAACUCAAUUUGUUCGUUUUUCUUUUCUUUCCAUUUAAGUAUUUGUUUCCAUCUGAUGGUUUAAAUUUGUGUCUGAAUGUUUAAUUUUUAGAAAUGUCAUUGUAUAAAGAUCAAAUGUUUGCCUGGUAAUAAAAUAAAAUGACUUU
This is a messenger RNA of Anoplopoma fimbria (sablefish), 4291 nucleotides long. Its product is annotated as inhibitor of nuclear factor kappa-B kinase subunit alpha-like. Bases 387 to 2702 code for a protein of 771 amino acids. Gene Ontology annotation, biological process: peptidyl-serine phosphorylation; positive regulation of transcription by RNA polymerase II; tumor necrosis factor-mediated signaling pathway. The transcript is spliced from 22 exons. Gene Ontology annotation, molecular function: IkappaB kinase activity; ATP binding. NCBI's taxonomy places the organism in Eukaryota, Metazoa, Chordata, Actinopteri, Perciformes, Anoplopomatidae. Gene Ontology annotation, cellular component: cytoplasm; IkappaB kinase complex. The record is from RefSeq and is a predicted model, not a curated record.